UUGGAUGACCGGCUACUAGACCACCUCAGGCCAGCAGCAAGAUCAUGGCUGGCUGCAACAGACAGAGGACAACAGGGGACCCGGGAUCAUCUAGUGUUCAGGGGACAACAGGAGACAAAGAAUAAUCCCUGGGCUAAGAAGCAACCAAGAUAUCAAGACAAGGAUGUGGAAUUUCAGGGACCUCUCAGAGUCAGCGGAAGCGGAGCGAGCACCUUGGCUCAGGGCUUUGGAGAAAUGGAAUUCGUUAAGGAGCAGGGAAAGGGGAGCGCAAGUCGUUGGCCCUGUCCUGUCCAGGGAGCACACACACACGCGGGCAGGAGGCAGCUCCUUCGCGUCCACAGAGCCGCCUUUCUUCUCCAGGAAAAGUGACUCUUUCACAGCCCUUGGAGGGAAGGAAAUGGAAAGUCCCGCAGCAGCAUCAGGAGCCCCUCUCCCCUCAAGAGGGCUUUCUGCUUCUCAAGCCAGCAAGCAGAGAGAGAUGGAUUCUGGCAACAGCCUGCUUUCUGCCCUGCGCUUAGCUCACAGCGUGGUGCCUGAGGAUCUCAGCUCACAGCACGGUGCCUCCCACAUUCAGAAUGGCUUUCCCCUCCUCAGCUCCUCCUUUCUGGAACCACCCUCAGACAGACUCAGAGGGAGAACGUCUACAUCACAAGACGCAGUAAGGAUGGGAAACAGUACGCGUCCAGAGACACAGCCGGAAGUGGAACACCCAGAAAACACCGAACUCCCUCUGACACUACUUGAAAAACACAGCCCUUGGCCCGCCUACGUCACACACACCUCCCUGGCAGUCAGGCGGCUCAUUGACAAGAGCAGAGUCCGAGAGCUGGAGUGCAUGCGUGCUGCUGAGGAAAACCGCAAGUCCGUGAAACAGAGCAAAACCAGCUUCAUGAUGCUGAAAAGGAAGAAGUCGUCCAAGUUCUCGGAACUCGUGCUGAAGGAUGCCCUGUCAGGAUCCAGGCUCUCCACGUGGGACCAUUUCUCAGCAACAAACCUGAGUCCCAUAUUCUUCCCAGAACCUGAGCAACUGCAAAUGGAAGCCAGAGAGGGUCCCACGUUCAACUACAACAAGAUCAUUUUCUCCAAGAGGCCUGCGACGAGGAAGCUCCCAUAUGGCUUGCUACAGGACAGCAAGGAGACAAAUGCCAAAGGUUAACCAAGAGCCAGCCCUGCAGCGGUCCCCUGAGGAUGUACAACAGCCACCCUCCAUUUGCUACGAAUUACACCACGUCUUUGAAAUGUG
Molecule: messenger RNA, 1243 nt
Organism: Peromyscus leucopus (white-footed mouse)
Lineage: Eukaryota; Metazoa; Chordata; Mammalia; Rodentia; Cricetidae
Gene: Cdrt4
Product: CMT1A duplicated region transcript 4
Exons: 5
Coding region: 164-1156 (330 amino acids)
Source: RefSeq, a predicted model, not a curated record